Messenger RNA from Oryza sativa Japonica Group (Japanese rice), 3208 nucleotides. RefSeq names its product probable disease resistance protein At1g61300. Gene Ontology annotation, molecular function: ADP binding. The record is from RefSeq and is a predicted model, not a curated record. Lineage: Eukaryota; Viridiplantae; Streptophyta; Magnoliopsida; Poales; Poaceae.
AUGAUGACGACGAUACCAUCAAGCUUCAUUAAUUGCACUCUGAGCGCUAGACGGUAGAGUCAGACGACCACCAGCAAAACCAGAGAAAAGAGGAUCAUGGUGUCCGCUUGGACCAUCGUCCCCGGCAUCAUCGUUUCGCUGAUCGUGCUUGUGGUCACCAAGCUGUGGGAUCCAAUCGCCCAGGUCUACGGGUACCCGUUCGAUGCGGAAAGGCGCGUGCAGAAACUCGUCGAUGAGUUCUCCAAGCUGCAAGAUCAGUUGGGCGAGCUGGGGAUUUUGGAUCCCAAACCCUCGUCCGCAGUGCUCUCGGGUUGGCUGCAGCGGGCGGCUGGAUGCAAGGACAAGGUGGAGGAGAUAAAGCGCCGACAUGAAUCUGUGAAGAGCGUGGGGGUCCAGGGCCUCCUACCCCGGAUCAACGUGGUCCGGCACCUCUGCGCCAUCGGCAGGGAUGCAGAUCUGGAGCUAGAAGAAGUCAAGGAUCUCAUCGCCAAAGGAGAGGGCCACUUGAAGGAGGCGGGUGCUGCUCCCCAUCCGAUUCCGAUUCCGAUUCCUCUACUACCUCCACCGGCGGCAGAAUUCGACAACGGCCAGCUUGCCCAGUCAAUCCUCGACACGGCAGCGGCCGGCACAUGGGGAGUUGGGAUCCAGGCAAUGAAACCUCACCUGACCAGCGUCCUAGAUUUUGUCCGGGAAGACGGCGGCGGAGCUCCUGGCGUGCUAGGAGUAUGGGGCAUGGGCGGCGCCGGCAAAACCACGCUUCUCAAGCUCGCGCGCGAUCCACGAGUACAAACCUUGGACCAUAUUGUUCUCGCUGAGGCUGGCAAGUGCUGCGAUAUCGCCAAGCUUCAGGACAGCAUUGCACAGGGCACGAGCCUGGUGUUGCCUCCUUCGCUCAGUGUCACCAACCGUGCUACCGUCCUGUGCAACCAUCUUCGCAACAAGAAAUUCUUGCUGCUGCUGGAUGACCUGUGGAACUACAUUGAUUUGGAGGCUGUCGGCAUCCCGUUGCCCCUUGGACGGGGGAAUCAACGUAAGGUUGUAUUGACAUCACGAAGCGAGGCCGUAUGUGUCAGCAUGGCACGCCAAGGAGUUACCAUCAGAAUGGGGUGCCUAGAUCAACAAGAUGCGUUCAAGCUCUUCGAGGAUAAAGUUGGGAGUGCUACCAUCAAUGCUGAUACUAGGAUUCCAGAGCUUGCCAGGCAGGUAGCCGAAAUGUGCGGUGGUCUGCCAUUAGUGCUGUGCGUCAUCGGUCGAUCCAUGUGCACGAAGAAGAAUUAUAAGCUGUGGGUGGAUGCAGUCAACAGGUUGGAGAAGUCAAAGGUCCAUAAUAACCUAGUUGGAGACGAUGAUAUAUUCAACAUCCUAAGGUACAGCUUCGAUGGACUACAUGACGACGAAGCACGGGGUUGUUUUCUGGCGUGCACCCUGUUCCCUCCAUUUUACAUUGAGAAGAAGCGACUCAUCCGGUGGUGUAUGGGGCUUGGUUUCUUGGAUCCCGCCAACGGUUUUGAAGGAGGAGAGUCUGUCAUCGAUUCCCUGCAGGGAGCAUCGCUCCUGGAGAGCGCUGGAAGCUAUUCUGUUGAUAUGCACGACAUCAUCCGCGACAUGGCGCUGUGGAUUGUAAGGGGCCCUGGAGGUGAGAAGUGGAGCGUGCUGAAUCGAGCAUGGGUGCAGGAUGCAACCAUACGCAAAAUGAACAACGGGUAUUGGACUCGGGAAGAAUGGCCUCCCAAGGAUACAUGGCCUGAGCUUGAGAUGCUUGCGAUGGAAAGCAAUCGCUCCUACCUUGAUCCGUGGAAGGUUUCGUCCAUCGGCCAGAUGACAAACAUCAGCUUUCUGGAACUGGUGUCUUUAGAUACAUUUCCAAUGGAGAUCUGUGAGCUGCAUAAGCUCGAAUACCUCUGCAUCAAAGCAGGGAGUAUGUCUAGGCUGCCAAUUGAACUCGGGAAACUGUCGAAACUCAAGCAAUUGCAUCUGCGGCAGUCUUGCAGUCUUGGCGAGAUACCGACAGGAUUGAUCUCGCAGCUCGUAAACCUGCAGGUGCUGGACCUUUUCUGCAGCAGCAUCGAUUAUCCCUACCGUCCAAAAUCUGCUGCUGGUGGCCUUUACAAUUUUCUGGGUGAACUGGCCGAAGCUAGAGCAUCGGAGAAGUUGAAGAUUCUUGGGAUUUGCCUGGAUGCGACGCGUGAUAAUAGGGCAUUUCUGAAGCAGUUGAUGCAGAAGCAAGUGCGAAUAAGGUCGCUCUGCUUAAGCUUCAUCAAUCCAAUCUCGCCUGGACAUGAUCAACCCCAGCCGGCCACCAGCAGAUACAUGAUCGCCGAACUGCAACCGUUCUCCAAUGAUCUGGGAGAACUAGCCAUUUCUAGUUCCGACAUCUUGCAGGAGCUUGUGGCCACGUCUGAUGGAAAGGAGCUGAUCCAAAACCUGGAACAUCUCUGCUUGGAAAAUCUCAAUGUACUGGAGAGAGUAAUAUGGCUGAACGCGGCGAGAAACCUUCGAAGGGUUGACAUCAAGAAAUGUGCAAAAUUGACGCACGCCACAUGGGUAUUGCAGCUUGGGUACCUCGAGGAACUCGGCAUUCAUGAUUGCCCACAGUUUAAACGGUUGAUCGACCAUAAGGAGCUUGCGGAGAAUCCACCAGAUCAUGUGAUCUUCCCUCGGCUUACAUAUCUCGAUCUCAGUGAUCUGCCAGAAUUGUCUGAUAUAUGUGUGCUGCCUUGUGAAUUUAAGUCGUCGCUGGCGCUUCUUGUUGAGAACUGCGACAAGCUGAUGAACAUAUCGUUCCACUACCCACCCGGUCAUGACCAGAAAAAUAUUAGGGUUUUCUGCGACAAUGAAUGGUUCAAUAGACUCGAGUGCAAGCCAAAUAUCAUGAAGUCCUACCUAUCGCAAAACAUGAGAUUUUCUGCUAUUUGAAGAUUGUUUUAUCUGUACAGCUGAAAAUUUGUUAUUUCUCUCGUGGUGUGAUCUGGCAGCAAGAUGCCCACGAGCAUUCUAUACUAUACGUACGAUACCAGGGUAACAAACUAUUAGGACUCGAGAGCAUUCUUUUGUUUGUUGCAUGCGGUCUGAAUUGUUAAGAAAAAUUCUAAAGUUAUAUUUUAGGAUGGAGGAGGGAGUACUACAUAUUUUAUCACCUCAACUUUUAAUUUUUUUCCACAUUUAAGGUGGAAAAUAUAUAGUGAAAGCUAAGUAAAACUUUUACUUA